Messenger RNA from Chaetomium fimeti, 1599 nucleotides. RefSeq lists its product as uncharacterized. The transcript is spliced from 2 exons. Gene Ontology annotation, cellular component: membrane. The coding region runs from base 157 to 1569 and encodes 470 amino acids. The record is from RefSeq and is a predicted model, not a curated record. NCBI's taxonomy places the organism in Eukaryota, Fungi, Ascomycota, Sordariomycetes, Sordariales, Chaetomiaceae.
CUGGAGCCGUCAUCGCAUCACACUCGUUCUUCUCGGAAACAUCUACAACUAGCCAAACCAACGGAUCUCUGUGUAAAUAGCAGUUGGUUGCUCAUCUCGCAGCAGCAGCCUCCCUCCCUUUCACGCAGCCUCACUUUGUUGGAGUCAUUGGCAGCCAUGGCUGGUUUCUUGGACCCACGGGGAGCCUCUCAAGGGAAGACGAGGCUUGAAGAUCAUCAAGAUGGGGACUCUACUAGCCAUCUUCCCACGGCGGAAUGGAACAGCAAACCAUCAUCACCCCUCCUCAACCCGAGUGCCUCUCGAUCACUCUCCGCCAGCCCCGUGUCCGAGUAUGGUCUACGCUCGCCAAGCCAGUCGAGAGGGCUUUCCCCAGCCCCUAAUUCUAAUGGCCUAGAACGGAGAGCAACAUUGUUAGAGGCGUUGGGCAACUUCUGGGGUAGAAACCGAGGUGUGGUUUUGGUGGCUGUUGCGCAGCUCUUUGGGGCUUUGAUGAAUCUGUCAGCGAGGCUUUUGGAGCUGGAAUCAGAAAUGCACCCGUUGCAAAUCCUCUUUGCUCGUAUGAGCAUGACAACCGUCAUAUCUUGUUUGUACAUGUGGUGGAGGCAGGUACCUGAUUUCCCCUUCGGCGCGAAAGGAAUCAGAACCGUGUUGGUUAUACGAGGCGUCUCCGGAUUCUUUGGUAUCUACGGAAUGUGGUUCUCCAUGAUGUACCUCCCGCUGGCCGAAGCAACCGUCAUCACCUUCCUCGCACCGAUGCUGGCGGGGUACAUAUGCCACAUCCUCAUGAAAGACCCCUUCACCCGCAAAGAGCAACUAGCCUCGCUCAUCGCCCUAGCCGGCGUAGUCCUCAUUGCGAGGCCGACCUCCCUCUUCGACGGCACCGCCACCGCCCCCAUCAACCCCGAAACCGAUCCCACAACCCAAACCAAUCCAACAACAACAACCACCCCACACCCCGGCGCGGGCGAGGACGCAACACCCGCCCAACGCCUCGUCGCCAUCCUCGUCGCCCUCCUCGGCGUCCUCGGCGCCGCAGGCGCCUACACCACGAUCCGGUACAUCGGCACGCGCGCCCACGCGCUCAUCACGGUCACCUACUUCUCCGUGUGGAGCACGCUGGUCAGCACCGCCGCCCUCGUGCUCUGCCCCCUUUUGGGCAUCGGCCAGGCCGCGCCCCCCAUCGUCAGCUUCGCCGGCCUGCUGCCGCCCACGGCGUACGAGUGGUUCCUGCUGCUGUCGCUGGGCGCGUGCGGGUUCGUGAUGCAGUUCAUGCUGACGGCGGGGAUCGGCGGGGAGAAGUCGAACCGCGCGACGGCGAUGGUGUAUACGCAUAUGCUGUUUGCGGCCGGGUUUGAUAAGUGGGUUUUUGGGCAUGAGAUGGGCGUGGUGAGUUUGCUGGGGUGUGGGUUGAUUGUGGGGAGUGCGCUGUGGGCGGCGCUGGGGAAGAAGGGGGGUGGUGGGGAGGUGAGGAAGGAGGGGGAUGUGGAAGGGGUGCCGAUGUUGGAUGGGGAUGAGGAGGAUGGAGAGGAGGAGAGGUUGGGAGAGAGGGGGGCUGGAACUGGGAGGUGAUGGGAGUGUGUGAACCUGGCUCUUCUUGGU